Messenger RNA from Hemicordylus capensis (graceful crag lizard), 2350 nucleotides. RefSeq names its product scavenger receptor cysteine rich family member with 4 domains (gene SSC4D). The coding region runs from base 1 to 1716 and encodes 571 amino acids. NCBI's taxonomy places the organism in Eukaryota, Metazoa, Chordata, Lepidosauria, Squamata, Cordylidae. The record is from RefSeq and is a predicted model, not a curated record. The transcript is spliced from 10 exons. Gene Ontology annotation, cellular component: membrane.
AUGAAAAUUAGCCCCUGCCCAGGACACAGGGACAGAGACUGGAGGCCUGGACGCUGGGCACUGCCGAUCUUGCUCACCCUCUUCUUGACGCUGGGUCACCUCCUCUCUCUUCUUCCAAAAGCCGGUGGUUCCGAGGCAAUGCAGAUGCCAAUUUCAGAGCUCCGGUUAGUCAACGGGCGCAGCCGCUGUCAGGGCCGCGUGGAGAUCUUCCACAACAACACCUGGGGCACCGUGUGUGAUGAUGACUGGGACAUUGUGGACGCCAAUGUGGUGUGCCGCCAGCUGGGCUGCGGCCACGCCAUCGCCAUGCCGGCCACCCUCUCCUUCGGCCAGGGGCGUGGGCCCAUCUUCCUGGACAACGUGGACUGCAAAGGCCGAGAGGCAGCCCUCAGCGAGUGUGGCAGCCACGGGUGGGGCAUCCACAACUGCUACCACUACGAGGACGUGGCCGUCACCUGUAACGAGUUGAUGCCCACCCAAGCAGCAAGAGGCCCCACCAGCCACAUGGCGACUGCCUCCUUGCAAAAUGGAAAAAGGGACGGGAGCGUUCGGUUGGUGAGCGGCGCCAACCCGUGCCAAGGCCGGGUGGAAAUCUUCUACAAAGGCAAGUGGGGCACAGUCUGUGACGACGACUGGGGGCUGAGCGACGCCAGUGUGGUCUGCAAGCAGAUGGGCUGCGGCCACGCCGUGGACUACAGGACGAACGCCUACUUUGGCUACGGGACGGGGCGCAUCCUCCUGGAUAACGUGAACUGUGACGGGAGCGAGCCUCACCUCUCUGCUUGCUACAGCCUAGGCUGGGGCAUCCACAACUGCGGCCACCACGAGGAUGCCGGGGUCAUCUGCUCAGGACUUGGGAUGACGACCGUCACGCCUCUCACCACCUUGGUGGUCGACAACUCGGAGGAGUCGUUCACCGACACGGCCACAGUCACUGAUGGCGGGGAUCAGCCACCCUCCCCAGAGACUGAGAUGGUGACCACAGCCCUUCUUCUCCUGGAAAAAACCAGUGGCGGCAUCCGACUGGCCAAUGGAAACAGCAGCUGCCAGGGCCGUGUCGAGGUCCUUUUUGGGGACGCCUGGGGCACCGUUUGCGACGACGACUGGGAUUUCCCCAACGCCCAGGUGGUCUGCCGGCAGGUUGGCUGCGGCUCGGCCAGCGUGGCCACCGUCCUGGGCUACUUUGGCUACGGCACCGGCCCCAUCCUUCUGGACAACGUGGAUUGUGCGGGCACAGAAACCGACCUGGCAGACUGCUUCCACCUGGGCUGGGGGCAGCACAAUUGUGGGCACCACGAAGAUGCCGGCGUCAUUUGCAGAGGCGCAGAAGAAUCCGGAGACGGUUUCCAAGAAGACACGUCGGCCACCACAAGCUCGACCACCACUCGUCCUAAGGAUGGCUUUCUGCGUCUCGUCAAUGGUAGCCAUCGCUGUGAAGGCCGUGUGGAGAUGUUCUACCUGUCGCAGUGGGGGACAGUGUGUGAUGACGCGUGGGAUCUCAAGGACGUGAAGGUGGUGUGUCGUCAGCUCGGCUGUGGAGGCGCCCUAGCCGCCUCGGGAGAAGCCCGGUAUGGCCAGGGCACCGGCUACAUUUUCCUCGACAACCUCAAGUGCAAGGGUAAUGAGGCCUCUCUCCUGCGCUGCUCCCACAUCCGCUGGAACGUGCACAACUGCGAUCACUCAGAAGACGCAGGUGCCCUCUGCCACUUGCUAUGAUGCUGUGGAAGGUACAGUCUGGGCGGCGGGUCGACCUCCUGCAGGCACUGAGAGUAGCAGAAGGUGCUCCUGGGCUCCUCAGAAUUCUGCUUCCUUGGCGUGCUUGCUUCCCUACUUCUGUGUCAAGUUUCUAGUCCUUGUGAAGGCAAGGGAUGGUUGGGAAGUGGCAGAUGAAAACAGAGGAAUAUGUGGCUCUAAAAGGGGAAUGGGGAAGCUGGUGGAGAAGGAAGGAACUGUCAACAGACUUUAGCUAUGACAGCUUAAUGGGAACCUCCAUUUUCAAAGGCAGUAUACCUUGACCACUAGCUGCUGGGGGGCAACAGCAAAGGAGGGCCUUUUCGACAGUCAAUUGCUGUUGGACAAGAACAUAAGGAGAGGCCUGCUAGAUCAGUCCAGUGUCUCGUUCCCUGCAGUGGCCAGCCAGAUGCCUCUGGGAAGCCCUCAAGUGGGUGUGAAGUCAGAAACGCUCUCCUACUGUUGCUUCCCUGCAACUGGGGUUCAGUGGUAUACUGCCUUUGAACCUGGAGGUUCCAGUUAUCUGUCAUGACCACUGAUAGACCUCUCUUCCUCCGUAACCUUAUCUAAUCACCUUUUAAAAGCACCUCAGCUAACAGCCAUUAUCUUGUAGCAAUGA